Molecule: messenger RNA, 993 nt
Organism: Pelobates fuscus (common spadefoot toad)
Lineage: Eukaryota; Metazoa; Chordata; Amphibia; Anura; Pelobatidae
Product: olfactory receptor 2D2-like
Exons: 2
Coding region: 1-993 (330 amino acids)
Biological process (GO): detection of chemical stimulus involved in sensory perception of smell; G protein-coupled receptor signaling pathway
Cellular component (GO): plasma membrane
Molecular function (GO): G protein-coupled receptor activity; olfactory receptor activity
Source: RefSeq, a predicted model, not a curated record
AUGAUUGAAUUCAUUCUGCUUGGACUCUCUUCGGAACCCAGUCUGCAGCUCAUUUUUUUCCUCAUCUUCCUGACUAUCUACUUGGCUACACUGUCUGGAAACCUUCUUCUCAUUGCAGCAGUGAAAGUCGAAAGACGGCUACACAGCUCAAUGUAUUUAUUUCUCGCUACGCUGUCUUUUGCAGAUAUUUGUUACACCUCCAUCAUUGUCCCCAGAAUGCUUAUGGAUUUCCUGGUUACAAGGAAAAGUAUUUCGCAUACAAGUUGUAUGGUACAGAUUUUUUCUUUCCUUUUCCUAGGAGAAAGUGAAUGCGUCCUUUUGGCAUUUAUGGCAUACGAUCGAUAUGUAGCGAUCUGUAAUCCCCUUCGCUACAACAUGAUUAUGAGCAUUCCAUUGUGUGGUCGGAUGAUAGGUACUGCAUGGUUAAUGGGUGGUGUUAUAUCUUCAGUUGACCUUCUCUUCGUCUAUCGGUUAACAUUCUGUGGCCCCAACAUCAUAGAUCACUUCUUCUGUGAGGCUACAGCCUUGAUACAACUAACCUGCAGUGAUAUCUCCGAUCUUAAUAUUGUUAUAUUAGCAGGGGAUUCUUUAAUUCUUCUUAUUCCAGUUGUUCUUGUUUUGUUUUCUUACAUCCAGAUUAUUGCUUGUAUUGUAAAAAUACGCUCUGGGUGGUCCAAAUCAUUUUCCACGUGUUUCUCACACCUGGUUGUUGUGGUAUUUUUCUAUGGGACAGCCAUAUUUACGUACGUGCGACCGAGGCAUUCAGGGACAGACAAAUUAGAUAAAAUUGUGUCAAUGUUUUACACAAUAAUCACCCCGAUGUUGAACCCUUUGAUUUAUAGUCUGAGAAAUAAAGAUGUACAACAAGCUUUAAGAAAGGUGGCCACAAAACACUUUCCAACCAAUCACAGGCAUUCGUGCAGGGGAGGGUGCAUUAGCACAGCUGUGUUGCUUUAUCCCAUAACAGUGGCGUCAUCACGCACCCACACGUGA